This is a messenger RNA of Drosophila persimilis, 5642 nucleotides long. RefSeq lists its product as uncharacterized. The record is from RefSeq and is a predicted model, not a curated record. The coding region runs from base 25 to 5550 and encodes 1841 amino acids. The transcript has 6 exons. Lineage: Eukaryota; Metazoa; Arthropoda; Insecta; Diptera; Drosophilidae.
UCGAAUGCAUUAUUUUGCAUUAAAAUGGAGAAAAAUAAGCGCAGGAGUUCGUUGCGGCAGCCGCCAGCCAGAGAUGACGAUCAGACAGCGGCAGCGGGGACGCAGAAUUGCGUGCUCAAGCGUCGCAUCAGCUUUAGUGGCAAGAAGUCCGUGAGAGAGUUCGUGAAUACGGAGGAGCCUCACUAUUGGGAAGACUCCUACGAAUUAUCGGAAAUCACCAAUGGCGAAGACAACAGCAGAGAGAAGGCGCCGAAAGCUGGCCCCAGCCAGCAGGCGCCGACAGCGGACAAAGAGAAUAUACCGCUGCAGUUUGAACAUGCAAGCACCAGAAUCGAUAUGACGUUGAACCUGCGGACGAGCAUCGAUGUGCCCAUGUUUCCAUGUGAAAAGAAUCGCAAUCGCCCCAAUUGUUCGGUGCCCCGCGAGUCGCUGUUUGCCGAGAGUUUCUCUCUCUCUUCGAUGGGGCGGGACAAGCUAAAGGAUACGCUGUACAGCCAUCGAAUCACGGACAAGACCAUAGAUCUGAUGCAGAUCUCAUCCAAAGUUAGGGAAGACUGCUCGUUGGAGUUGUCCUCGUUUGAAAUGGAAAAUAUUAAAACACAACCAACGAAAUCUGUGGGUGAUUCCUUUAUGGACAUCACGCCACUGGGAUAUACUGGUCCAGUUACUUCUGCAGCUGCUGCAGUACUCGUCCCAGUAGAAAAGGAGAAUGUUGAUCCUGUUCAGAAAUUGGUGCAUAUGGAGGUGGAAGAGGGCCAAAAGGAGAUCCAGAGGCAGGCAGAUAUAUCCUUUGACUGCGACAUGAAUGAUUCCGAUGCCAGAGACCGACUGUCGUCACAUGGCUUCUUUCAGACAGAGCCCAACAAUAGUACCAUCAACUACCUGGGAGACGAGUCUGUUCUCAUUCCAUUCGACAUGAUUUCUGGGGAAAACAUCAGCAAGAAGCUGAACUUUCGUCAACUGAACGAUGACCUGGAAGCGGGAAAGAUUAAGGUCUUUGCGAACGGCCCCAGGACCCCGUGCACAGAUCGCAAGGCCAAGCAUAAGAGGUUCUGGCAUGGCCUAGAUGAGGAUCAGGAUCAGGAUCCAAUGGACAUCAACAUAAGGAGCAUCAAGCCGCGCGCAACUUUAAAUUUCAGUGAGAAUAUGACCAUGUCCCCCUUGGCACAAACAGCGCCAGUAACAGUAGCGGCAGUAGCAGAGCCGUUGCCGCGGGAAAAGCUAAAGAUACCGGAUGAUAAGCGCAAGUAUCGGGUCUCGCAGGCGGAUGAGAUGAUGCUGGACAACACGAACUUCCUGGCACAUGCCAAACUGGGCGAUGAGACCCAAUCUCGCAAUAGUUCCAAGGUCUUAUCGAGGAGAGAGUCUACAUAUGAAAGCUCGGAGCUCGAUUUGGGAACGCCCAAGAGGAACAGCAGCUGCAGACCGGACUUCCAACCAUCCACCAUGCAGGAGGCACCAUCGAAGCAUUCCAAGCCCAGACAGACCAUUCAUCUGUCUGCGGAAAUGGAGCAGGAUGUGUUUCGCUUGGAAGAUGCUGCUGCCGCCAUCCCUCCAGAGCGCGCCUCCUCUGCCAGACGUACCUUCAGCCUGAACGAGUCCAUGGACCAGGAAAAUAUUGUCGACGAGAAAGCCAGAGCCAUCCAGUCCGAGGAUAACGUGCCGCGCAACCGCACCAAAUCGAAACGUAGGGAGACUUUGCUCAUGGAGGAGAGCAUGGAAGAGGAUAUUAUAAGUCCUCUCAAGGAGCUGCAUCUCAAGGGAAAUGCUGAUCCGGCAAAGGGACCUAAGUCCCGUCACACUCUCCACUUGGCGGAACCGUUGGAGGAAGACGAAGCCCUCCCCCGGAAUGCUGCAGCCACUGAGGCCAUAAGGAAAGAUCGUAGGCACCUGGCUGAAGCCGUUCAGGAGCAUCUUCAAAUGGGAAAUCAGAGGUCCAAAGCUAGGCAGACUAUUCUUCAGGAGGAACCAAUAGAGGAAGAUGUCGACAAUGCAGCUACUGGGGCCAUAAGGAAUAAAGCCGUUCAGCAGAAUCUACCCAUGGGAAAUCAGAGAUCGAAAGCCAGGCAGACUAUUCUUCAAACGGAACCAAUUGAGGAAGAUGUCACCGCAACGGGGGCAAUACAAAACAAAUCCGUUCAGAAGCAUGUACCAAUAGGAAAUCAGAGAUCGAAAGCCAGACAGACUAUUCUUCAAUCGGAAGCAAUAGUGGAAGAUGUUGACGAUGCAGCCACUGGGGCCGUAAGGAAAGAUUAUGAGCACCUGGCGGAAGCCGGUCAGAAACAUCUACCAAUGGGAUAUCAAAGAUCCAAAGCCAGACAGACUAUUCUUCAGUCGGAACCAAUAGAGGAAGAUGUUGACGAUGCAGCUACUGGGGCCAUAAGGAAAGAAGCCCUUCAGCAGAAUCUACCAAUGGGAAAUCAGAGAUCCAAAGCCAGGCAGACUAUUCUUCAGGCGGAACCCAUAGAAGGAGAGUUUGACUAUGCAGCCACAGGGGCCAUGAGGAAAGAUCGUAAGCAGCUGGCUGCAUCCGUUCAGGAACAGACGAAUCAGAGAUCCAAGGCUAGCCAGAGUAUUCUGCAAUCGGAAGCAAUAGAGGAAGAUGUUGAUGGAGCUACUGGGGCCAUAAGGAAAGAAGCCCUUCAGCAGAAUCUACCAAUGGGAAAUCAGAGACCCAAGGCUAGACAGACUAUACUUCAGGCGGAACCAAUAGAGGAAGAGUUUGACUAUGCAGCCACUGGGGCCAUGAGGAAAGAUCGUAAGCAGCUGGCUGAAGCCGUUCAGGAACAUCUACCAAUGACGAAUCAGAGAUCCAAAGCUAGCCAGAGUAUUCUGCAAUCGGAAGCAAGCUUCAUAAGGAAUGAAGCCCUUCAGCAGAAUCUACCAAUGGGAAAUCGGAGAUCCAAAGCCAGGCAGACUAUUCUUCAGGCGGAACCAAUAGAGGAAGAGUUUAACUAUGCAGCCACUGGGGCCAUAAGGAAAGAUUAUGAGCACCUGGCUGAAGCCGUUCAGGAGCAUCAUGUGCCCACUGGAGAUCGUUCGUCGAGAUCUAGGCAAACACUGCUUACGGCAGUACCCAUCGAGGAGGACUAUUCCAUUGCAUACCAGAGUUCCAAACCGAGAAACACUCACGAAUCCAGGGAGGAGUCGGUGGCCUUCAAAUCCAGAAAUACUAUUAUGCUGGCGGAACUUAAUGAAGAAAAUAUGACAGCCGUUCGGACGUCUAAAGCUCGCCAGACUCUGCUCUUGGCCACCUCCAUGGAGGAGGAGGAGCAGUUGAGGGAACCACCACUCGAGAAGUCUACAAAAGUGGCUCCAAAUCGUGGAUCCCGGGCUGAACAGACAUUGAUCAUGUCUGAAUCUAUGGAAGAAGAGGAGGAGGAGGAGGAGCACCCGAAGGAACCCGCAUUCGAGAAGUCUGCAAAUCGUGGAUCCCGGUCCCAACAGACAUUGAUCAUGUCUGAAUCUAUGGAAGAGGAGGAGGAGGAGGAGCACCCGAAGGAACCACCAUUCGAGAAGUCAGCAAAUCGUGGAUCCCGGUCCCAACAGACAUUGAUCAUGUCUGAAUCUAUGGAAGAGGAGGCGGAGAAGGCGGCCGACUUCCAGAGCCCCCUUCAAUCAACAGGAGCUCCCCCGGAACUCCUUCCGAUCACUCCCAUGUUAAAACAAAAUGGAUCAGGGUCACUUAAUUCCAUGAAUGAGUUUGAAAAGUUCGAGGAAGAGACCAAUCAGGCGGCUACGCCUCGCGGUCCGCUUCCUAAGACAUCGGCAUUGCUGCAGAAAAUACGCUCCAUGGGCGAGUCCAUGAGAAUGAGUUUGGAGGGCGAUGCCUUGGGAUGUGGCACUCCUACACGGCACAGUGGAGAUGCCAAGCGAUUGUUCGCCCACCUCACGCCCAAUCUGCCAGAGGCCAAAAAGCGCAAUACCCAUCUCUUUGGGGAUAUGGAGAUGGAGCAGGAGAUGGAGGCGAGUAUUGCCAUUAAAGAAGUGACGGCAGCGGUGGACAUGAACUUCGACUUGACCUUGCAGCCCGUGAGAGGCCUUAUUGGAGAGCACAUGUCGCGAUCCACUGUAUUCGAGGAGAGACCCAUCACCGUUUCAGAUGUGUCGGCCUACUUCAAAAAUCUGUCGUGCAAGGUGAAGAAGGAGCCGGCUGAGGGUACGAUGGAGGUGGAGCGCGACACUUGCCCCAGGGACAGUGGAAGCUCCACAGACCGUUCGUUCAAGAGCUACGCACCCACAAACAAGAGGUUCAUCAAUCUGUCCGGGGACACGACCAUCUUUUCGGCUGCCAUAGUGGAGACCAUUGACGUGGAUCAACAGGAGAACAACCAGAUAGACAAUGUACGGCUCAGUUUGGUCUCCACUCUGGCCGAUGAGCCGGACACGGAUGAGGAGGCACCGGCUGAGGACGCCGUGGCACUACCCAAACAGCCUGAGCCUCAGCCUCAGCCAGAGCCUGAGCCUGAGCACUGCCAGGAGCAGCAGGAGAGCUCUCGAGUGGUGGCUGCUGGGUCCAGUGCGUCCUGCAGGAAGUGCGCGAACUGCAGGAGAUCCCUGAGUGAGCCAAGGCUGAGCAACGACUCCUUUGUCCUGCCCACCCAGCCGCAGUGGGAUAUGACGCGGGAAAUUGAAAUGCUGCGACGCGUGAGAGCGAAGCCCAACCUGGACGACGUGCACAAGUACUGGCAGAUCAAGGAGCAGGAGAGGCAGACGAUCGCCCUGGAGAAAGAGCUGGACAGUUCGAGUGAGGCGUCCGAGGAGGAAGAGUUCAGCGAGUGGGACGUGAACGAGGUGAUGGCAACCUACAAAAGGAAGAUGGAAAGAUUCAAGCGCAGUCUGGCCGACAACCAGGAAGUGCUUCAGCAGAUGCUCGUCCCACUGGAACCAGUGGAAACGUUCUUCGAUCGCCUGCAGGACAUGCUGGGCGAGCAGCAGCCCAACUGGAUAUUUGACUACCAGCUAAAGGUCUCCCAGAAAUUGAUCUUCACCCAUCGACUGCUCACCACAUUCCGCCUGAUCGUUGACUACGAGACUGUGGACGAGUUGGAGACAGCCAUACGGGUGUGCGCCAUCAAUGUGGAACAGGCCACAGUCAUUCUGCCACUGCAGAGCUGGACGGCGUUUGAGCACCUGCUCGACUUUCAGCUGCAGCUCAAGCUGCCAGUAAAUCUCACCGACUCGAUCGAGGGCAGCAGCGUGGAGGCCUUCGCACAGUUUCUGCAACGCAUAGAUGCCAUUUGUGUGGACAUACUACGCACAUUCCACAAGCUAUUGGCGGUGCUCACAGCAACAAGGGCGAAUCUUCUAAGGCAAGCCAAUCGAAUCGUUGUCAAGAAGACUGUGCGCCGGCACAUUGAGGUGGAUACACGCACGCGCUUGGAGAAGACCGAUUUCGUGAUUGAAAUCGCCAAUGUCGAGGCAAUUUCGUUCAGGGAUAUUCUGCAGCCAAAGCUACAUUUCUUCAACGAAAAUAUUCAGUUUCUGCCCACGGGAGUGGCCUUUUUGGAAGCCUUUCUAGAUCAUCCCGAACAGUAUCUCAAAGUUUAAUCGUUUUUAAAGGUACAAAAUAAUAUAGUUGAAGUUUUAGCAUUUGUACAAUUCAAUAUACCCCUAUAUAGAUUGUUAUUUUUUUAAUCACA